Rhopilema esculentum is the source of this 1487-nucleotide messenger RNA. RefSeq lists its product as uncharacterized. Gene Ontology annotation, molecular function: zinc ion binding; oxidoreductase activity. The record is from RefSeq and is a predicted model, not a curated record. Lineage: Eukaryota; Metazoa; Cnidaria; Scyphozoa; Rhizostomeae; Rhizostomatidae.
UGCACAUGCGUCUCUAAGUCUAUCUUCUGUUCAAAUGCAAACACUCAAGAAAUUAAAGCAGAUCAGGAAGCAAAAGAAAAUAAAAUUUAUAAACUAUUGCUCAAUCAUUAGACUGAAGAAGCCACCAAUAAAAAAAGAACGGUAGUCCAAAUCUUUCGCUUCCGAAAUGAAUACUGCCCUGCAAUUAUAUGAUGGAAAGCUUUCACUGAUAACAGUUCCCAUUCCAAAUAUCAAGAAUGGCAAUGAUGUGCUGGUAAAAGUUCGUUUUUGUGGUAUUUGUGGCACUGAUUUGAACAUUAUUAAAGGACAGUACCCAGCAGCAAAGAAGAUUGUCAUGGGCCAUGAGUUUUCUGGCAUUGUCACUGCCAUUGGGAAAGAUGUCAAGCACCUUAGUGUUGGUGACCGUGUUUGUGUAAAUCCAACAAGCUGGUGUGGAACCUGUCAUUACUGCACUAGAGGAAACCCGCAAUUUUGCACCAAGGAGGCAAUGCACACAGCUCACGGGUUUCAUAAAGAUGGUGGUUUUCAGCAAUACUGUCUACUUGCCUCACACCUCUGCUACAAGCUACCUGAAGAUAUGCCGUUAGAGCAAGCAAUAUUUUGUCAACCAAUGUCAGAAAUCUGCCGUGGAUGGGACAAUUUGGGAAACUGUGAUUCAGAUGCGAAGAUCCUUGUUUGUGGUGCAGGUUUGAUUGGCUUACAGUGGGCCUCUCUUUUUCACUUCCAUGGCUAUCGAGACGUCACCAUAACUGAAACAGCAGAAGCUAGGAGGGAAAUGGCAGCAAACAUGCACAUCGGAUACAGGUGCGUGAAGCCAAAAGUUGUUAGAGCAGAAGCUGACCUUGCAGAGAAGAACUGUGAUGAAACGUGGGGUUUUGACGUUAUAAUUGACUGCACAGGAAACCCAAAUGCCGUUGAAUAUGAAUUAAGGUGGGUCAGAAAGGGGGCAACCAUAUUGUUAUUUGGUGUUUGCCCCAAAGGCGCCAUCGUCAACUUUGAACCCUUCCAAGUGUAUGCCAAAGAGGUAAAAAUUGUGCACUCGUAUCUGAAUAAGUUUACCUAUCCGAAGACAAUCAGGUUGGUGAGUGAUAUGGCCAAAAAGUACCUGGACUGGGGUGUGCUUGGAGUGAAAACAUUUAGCAUUCAAGACUACGAAGAAGCUUUCAGUUGUUUGGACAAAGGUGAAAUCACCAAGGGCGUUUUUGAGUUCUAGCGCAUUCCAGCUUGCCAACAUGGAUCGCUAAACACGACCUGAAAUAUUUCUUUUUCAUUAAUUGCGACAGUUUUACUGACAAAAGUAGACGAAUUUUUGUGAUUUCAAAAUUGAACUUUUAUGAUUUUGUCCCAAGAAAAAUUUCCUACUAAUUUUUGUCAAAUUAGGAAUUGUAUGGUGCGUUGAGUAAACAAUAGUUUUCAUUUGGUUGAAUAUUCCGAGAAUAAAGGUGAUGAUUGUCAAUUUAUGUAUCUAUAUAGCUUAAACAGCCCUG